UCACUACUCGCCGUUUAAGUCUGUCCGUUUUCUGUAUGUUCAAUGAGCGCGGGUAGUUACACAGCCUCGAAGUUCGUUUAAUGAAUGUUUAACGGCGGAUAAUAAACUUGCAAGUUUUUUUUUUUAACAGGAAGUAGCCAUGGCUUCCCGAGCUGGACCUCGAGCCUCUGGGACGGAUGGGAGUGACUUUCAGCAUCGUGAGAGAGUGGCCUCACACUACCAGAUGAGUGUCGCUCUCAAGUCGGAGAUCCGUAAGCUGAACAUCGUCCAUGUGCUGAUCUGGCUUCUCUUAGCAGCGCAGGUGAUGGUCAGCCAGCUGAACUUGGUGUCACACAGCAUAGUGGCUGCUCCUUACCAGUGGGAGUACCCCUACCUGCUUAGCAUCAUCCCCUCGCUCUUCAGCUUCAUGGCCCUGCCCAAAAACAACAUUAGCUACCUCGUGAUUUCCAUGGUCAGCGCUGGGCUGUUCUGCAUAGCGCCGCUCAUCUAUGGCGGCAUGGAGAUGUUCCCGGUGGCCCAGCAGCUGUACCGGCACGGCAAGGCCUACCGCUUCAUCUUUGGCUUCUCGGCUGUGUCCGUCAUGUACCUGGUGAUGGUGAUCGCGGUGCAGGUGCACGGCUGGCAGAUCUACUACAGCAAGAAGCUACUGGAUGCUUGGUUCACCUCCACCCAAGACAAGAAAAAGAAAUGACGACAGAGUGGAUUUUCAAGAGAAUGACUUCUGUCGUUGGCUGUUAGGCUUAUCAUCCAUAUAUUUUCUAACUCUUCAAGCCCCCAGUAAGUGCUAAGUCAUAGGACAUAAUGGAUUCCAAAGUGUUACGCAUUCCUGCCUUCAUCCUGGUUAGGCCUAUCUCACACCCAUGGUCUUAUCUCCGGGCUCCGGGGACAGUUUAAGAUAGCAGUUGCCUCUCUGGAACUCCAGGAACUCUGGAACUCCUCUAUAUCUCAGUUUUGAGCCAGAGCUGGUUGCCAUAAUCUGUAAACUGUCAUAACAAGGAAAUUGCUGGUCUCGGCACUAACCUCCACUUGCCCAUUCCUCUUAGCCAAGUUGGGAAUGGGUAUGUUGGAUGAACCGGUUAUUACUAGGACAUAGCCAAAAACUGGGCCACUGCACAAUGUGGCCUUAAUGGAAAGAGACAUCCAAAUGAAUUAACAACGUUUGGGCAUGUUUGCGGGCUUUUGAAAAUAAAUAAAUUCAUUAUUCAGUUGAUAAUGCACUGUAUAUUGUUUAAAAACAAUAAAAUUAGGAAUGCUGGGGCAUUUUUUUUGGUGUUUUAAUUACAUGAAGGGAAGCAGUGUACAUGUGGACUUAAGGAACCUCUGGUGUUUAACCCAACUGGUUAAAUGCAGGGCUGUGGUUGUCUUUUUUAUAGUCUGCUUGAUGUCGUAAUUUUUUGUGAAUCUAUCGAACAGAUCUAGUCCAAACUUGAGCAGAGAUUUAGCAACGCAGCCUGCCUUUAAUAUAAAAUUACACCAUUGGAAGAAGUGUAAAUGAAUAUAAACAGUGAAAUCAUGCAACAUUUUUGCAAGAUACAGCUGAACAAGUUUGGGAUAUUCUCUGAAAAUUGAUUAUUAAAGGCAAUUAUUUAUUUUACUUAAACAUGUGGCGUAAUUACAGUUUUGUUUUAUAUUCUUUACAACCCUCCAUUUCUUCCUGUUGUAGUUUUGCUUUGUGUGUUUUGGAACUUGUUUGGUUCAGCUUUCUUUGACUGAUGGCCUCACAUUCUUUUCAAGAAUUCUCUGGUACAAUAUGGAAUUUAUGGUUGAUUCAGUGAAGAUAUUUUGGACAGGCCCUGAGGCAGCAAAGCAGCCUCAAACCAUAAUGCCAACGUCUUCAUGCUUUACGGUUGGUAUGAGGUUCUUCUGUUCAAAAGCAGUGUUUUGUUUUCAACAAUGUCUGUCAUUGCGACCAAACAACUCCACCUUUGACUCACUUUGUUCCUGUAAUGCUAGGCAAGGUUUUGUGAGUUGUUGAAUUCAGUUGAGUUUGGAAUUAAGUCUCAUAUCCAUGUGUCCAAAUAUAUUAAAAAAGAAAAAGUAACCACUUUCUGGGGGGUAAACAUCAGCUUGAGUUGCUGAAAGGGGUGAAAAUUGCUGGUUGUCCAUAUACCUGACAUUAAACCACAUCUGAGACAAAUCUCGUUUGGGCAAGUGAUGGCUUAUCUUGAUUUGAAAGCUCUAAAACGAGGGCAAAUCGGUUAGGUGAAGUCACUGUAAGACCUUUCUGCACCUGCCUUGCUAUGAUUAAAGGUGUAGGCCAGCUGAAUGCAAUCUGCAUUUUUUACACUUGAA
This is a messenger RNA of Esox lucius (northern pike), 2292 nucleotides long. RefSeq names its product jagunal homolog 1b (gene jagn1b). Gene Ontology annotation, cellular component: endoplasmic reticulum membrane. Gene Ontology annotation, biological process: endoplasmic reticulum organization; granulocyte colony-stimulating factor signaling pathway; vesicle-mediated transport. The record is from RefSeq and is a predicted model, not a curated record. The coding region runs from base 140 to 691 and encodes 183 amino acids. The transcript is spliced from 3 exons. Lineage: Eukaryota; Metazoa; Chordata; Actinopteri; Esociformes; Esocidae.